AAUGACAACUUUUGGACUCUUAUUCAACCUUUUACUCGCUUUGACAUGGACACCUAUGACUCUUUGCAUCCAUCAAAUAUACAUUAAACCCAUUAAAUAUAGACUAACUCCCGACAGUAUUAAGGCUAUUUGUCGUUAUAAAUUAAAGGUAGAACUUGUCAAGUUAUCUGAGAAGAUUGCGCAACUUGUCUCUAAGUUAAUCUUCAAGUUCAGGUAUAUAUGGAUAGGACUGUAUUUGAUGUGUGGAAUUGGGUCAUGCUAUAUUCUAUUAUGGGGUAGACCAUUAAAACUAUCGGAUAGGAAGAGACAACUUUUAUUCUCUGAAAAUAAUCUUCUCGAAAAAUAUCAAGAUCUUCGUGGCAAAGUAGAUACGUAUAAAAUGCCUCUCGCUUUCGUUUGGGGAAUUGUUGAGGAUGUAAAGAGCUAUCCUUUCCUGAAACCUCUUGAUAAGAUCUCUGGAAAAGUUGAUAAGAGAAUUGACGUGUUUAAUCCUGAAACUGUUAGAGAUUUACAAUUAUUCUGUUACAGUUUAAGAAAAGAAUUUAAUAUUACAAAUUAUCCUUGUUUAAUCGAUACACUACUCAAAUAUGGUUCGAGAGAAUGUUCAAGAUUACCUUUAACCUUUUCUCCAGAUUGUUGUAACUGGAAAUUAUUGAAUGGCUAUAAAUUCUUUGAGAAUUGCUAUGAAAGACAAUUAAAUUUUUUAAUAGAAAACAAACUAUUAGGACAUCAAUUAGGAAAUUUUGCUCAUGGAGAUAAUUACUCAUCGUCGAUAUUUUCUUAUAGUUUCAUCACGAAUCAAGACUUUACACCUGCUUAUAACGAAAUUGCGCAAUUCUAUCGUAAGGUGCAAGCGUUUUGGGUUAAAAAUUCCAAAAAAGGAAAGUUAAGAUACGGUUUUUUUUGGUCAAAGUUCGAAUUGUUCGACCUUCAGAGAACACUCUUAACAGGUGUGGGCUCGUCUUUGGCAAUUGCCCUUUCAGGUACAGCGAUAGUAUUAAUCUUAUCUACCAGAAAACUAUGUAUUUCUGUUAUAUCUAUUACAAGUUUGGCUUCUUCCGUUCUAAUUACUAUAUCUGUUCUGGCCCUAAUGAACUGGAAGAUAGGCGUUAGCGAUACAGUCUGUCUGGCUUUGGGAGCCGGUUUAAGUGUUGACUUUAUAUUGCAUAUUUCAGUUCUACAAGCUAAACUCGAUACAUCGAAUUUAACCGAUCAACCUUUCUACAGAGUUCAGGCUACUGUGGAUAGGAUCGGUAUGGCUGUUUGUCUUGCAGCCUUAACGUCUAUUGGCACAAGCCUUAUAUCGUAUUGUACAGAUAUUCACGCCUUGAGAAGAUUUUCGCUAAUGAUCUUUAUAUCUGUUGCAAUGGGUUGUAUUAGUGCUUUAGUAAUGCUAUGUUUAUUUUCGAUAUUGCUCACCCUUAGCUGGAAGAAUAUUCUAGCAAAACUGUUUGUUUAUUGUCAUGGCUGUGGAGGUCACAAAUACAGAAGGGAUUAUUGCUACAGCCCAACGAAAUCUAUAUUAAUAGAAGAUCAAGAAAAAGAACAAGAAGAAGUAAUAGAACUUGUUCAAACGUGA
Messenger RNA from Dimorphilus gyrociliatus, 1579 nucleotides. NCBI's taxonomy places the organism in Eukaryota, Metazoa, Annelida, Polychaeta, Dinophilidae. The record is from the annotation of a GenBank genome assembly.